Entrophospora candida is the source of this 795-nucleotide messenger RNA. NCBI's taxonomy places the organism in Eukaryota, Fungi, Glomeromycota, Glomeromycetes, Entrophosporales, Entrophosporaceae. The record is from the annotation of a GenBank genome assembly.
AUGACAACCACAUUUUCAGGAAAUGCGAAUGAAUUUAGAGUUGGCAAUCGUUUAAGUAGUGGAAUGUUACCCUUAGGUCAUUGCUCAAUUGAAAAAGAGAUUAAAGUAGCAUUGGAAGAAAUACCUAAAGAUGAUAAUAUAGAUGUCAUUGAAAUAGAUUUGCCACCCAUUAAUGACAAAAAACGUGAGAAAAUUCUUGAAACUAUUCAUAAUAUUUUCCAAGCUGAAAGGAUCAAUGAUAGACUGUUCAUCAAAUUUGAUGGUUUAAUGAAGGAACGAAUACAUUCUGAAUUAAUGAUUUCACUUCGACAACAACUUCCAGCUUGGUUGGUUGUGACUAAUGGGGUAUCUGUAGUUAAUGGUAAUGAAUUUCGACCAGAUGUGGGGGGAUGGAAUCAAUGGCCAACUCGUCAGCAACAGAUGGCACCUGUCAUUAAUGUAUCUCCACCUCCUUUAUUAUGGGUUGAAGUGGCAUUCAAUAGGACUAAGGAUCGUGUCAAUGCAUUAAACAAGAUUGAAUAUGUUCAGCCAUAUUGUCCAAACACUGAGUUUGUGUUAAUUGUUAUUCCUUUUGGAAUGUCACCCUUUCAAGCAAAUCCAAACCCUGGGAUUAUAUCAGUUGCAGUAACAUUACCAAGAGCAGAUCGUCCUUCAAGAGCACCAUAUAUUGGCCAUUGGGCUGUAGGUGUUACUUUUGAUGCAGUACAAUGGUACAAAAUGCGAUGGAAUGAACACAUUAUUCUUGGGUGUGGGGGGAGCAUCUACUUUAAUGAUGUACUUACAAUCUUGUCAUAA